GUUCUCUCAGAGAGUUUUGCGCAUACUGUACUGCGCUCGGCGCGGUCAACUUAAAUAUCUAAGGCAACAUUAAAAAAUAAACGCACAUACCCUUUAUCUAAGUGCAUUUUUUUAAAAGUGCAAUAACACAUUAAAAUAAGAAAAAUAAAAUAUAAUUAAAUUAUUUUAUCGUCGAUUCAGUGCGAUUUUUACGUUUUGUCUAAGUGAUAAUUUAGAUAUCAGUGAAAUAGUGAAUAAAGUUGUAUGAUUUUAUCUAAUUAGUGAAAUAUCAAACCUGAGGAAAUAUACAACACAGAAAAUCUACUUCUAAUUGGAUAUUUUCUUAUUUGGAUUUAUCAGCGUCUACCUAUACCGUUUCUACAAAGAAUGCACAAAAGGAAUUAACGCCACUAUACACAGAGGACCAAUUAUACUUUUGCUUCAAUGAAUAUGGAAAUGAGUAAUUUUUCUUCAAAAAAGUUGUCCCGCGAAGAACGUAGAUAUUCUGUACCGCACGGACCAAACACACCUUUACCACCAGCCGCAUCAGAAGACCUCCACGCAUGGUCAAUCUACAGACAAAAUCUUAAUUCAGACUUCACCGAUUCUGCCCUUGGUUCAUCCGAUAAAUCCCCGCUGCCAUAUGGAAACUUCCAGCUACGCGAUACGACUGUCCAAUCAAUUCUUAACCAUCCACGGUACGGUCCAAAAUCACCCUUAGGUUCAAAUAUGUAUACGUACCUUAAGUUUGGCCUGCCUCGAGUCUUCCCUCCAAAUGCCGGCUCACAAAGAUCUCAUCGGCCUGGUCCGGGUCCGGGGAGGGGGCGGAUAAAUCGAGGUUUCAGAGAUAGCUCAGGCCCACCUGCAGGUUCGUCAGGAUAUGACAGCAGUGACAAUGAGACAACGAGAAGUAGAGUGCCACCAAAUUUAAGAAAAUACCGUAGUGAAUCAGACUUUAGAGCUAUCGGAGGAAUUCCAACACCACGGCCAGAUUCAAGAGCACAGGGCGUUCCAAUUGCUGCCUUACGACAAGCCAAUAGUCGAGCUAGUAUAGCGGUUGGGAACCAUGUCAAUUCACAUUAUAUCCCUAAUGGUAAGCACUACGGAAACCGUUCGCAUAGUGAAGCGGACCUUCUUGGUGCCGAUAUGGGAACAUAUGGCGACUACGACUCCCGAACUUACACAACCAAUCGUAGUCGUAUGGAAAACCAUCAUCAUCACAACCAGCACAAUCAGAACCACAAUCAGCACAAUUCACACCAUCAUGCACACACAAUGUCAAAUCGAAAACAUUCCAGCUUAGGUUUGGUGUAUCCCAAUAUUCAGGUGCAUUGCUUGGAUGUGAAUCCAGGCUUGCGAGGAGUUUCCUUGCAGGCAAAGGCCGGAGACUUAUUUGCAAUAAUGGCGACUUCCCAGCCAGAAGGAACCGCACUCACCGAAUGUCUGGCGGGACUGAGGGAACGUAUUUCCGGCGAGGUUCUUGUAAAUGGACAACAAAUAAAUAGGCGCGGCUUGAGGGAGUUGUGCAGUUAUGUCCCAGCCCUAGAAAGUUCAUCACUUGAUCCUCGUAUGAGCGUGCAGUGUACGCUAAAUUUUCAUGCAGCACUACGGGGGCCGAUUGAUCGCAGUGAUUUCAAAGAAAAGAUGGAUAUUCUCAUAGAAGAUCUUGGACUCACAACUUUCCGCGCAUCAAAUAUAUCCUCAUUGACACAUUCGGAGAAGCAAAGACUUAGCGUAGCUUGUCAGCUGCUGGCUCAAUCUUCGAUACUUAUUCUAGAUCAAGUAACGAGCAACAUGGACAUUUUCGAUACGUUCUUUUUAGUCGAAUAUCUUCGACAAUGGUGCAGUGGUGGCAGAAUAGUUAUAAUGACUCUUCAGCCGCCCACUUUUGAGAUUCUUUCAAUGUGCUCUGGUGUUCUUUUGCUUUCUGGCGGUAGGACAGUUUUUUCUGGCAGUAGAUCAGAUCUACCACGUCAUAUGGGCAAUCUUGGUUAUCCUUGUCCACCAUUUAAAAAUCCAGCUGAUUAUUAUUUGGACUUGGUGACGCUUGACGAUUUGUCUGCCGCGGCCAUGUUAGAAUCAUCAGCCCGUAUUGAGUCCUUGGCAAACUCUUGGGAUCAAAUCAAUUCGGAGCCACCUCUGGCUGCACCGCCUGCUUCACUUCCGGCUUUUACACGAAAAGCCGGAUUCAUGGGACAAGUGAAAGCUUUGAUAAAGCGUUUUGCUGCAUAUAAACAACCGGGAUCGUUGCUUACAUGGAUAAGCAAGCUUAUAGCUGCAGCUGUUCUGUCGCUUUGCAUAGGUUGUAUAUUCUGGGAUGUGCCUGCAUCAGAUCCACAACUCACUUACAAUGACCGCUUUGGUUAUCACCAUUGCAUAAUGGCGGUGGCAUAUUGGCCGCUUCUCAUGCUCACAAUCAGAGAUGCUCAAGAUGACCGAAAGCACGUUGAGCGAGAUAUUCGACUGGGGAUGUAUUCAAGAGAACUUUAUAUAACAAUUCAGUGCUUCAUGGGCCUGUUUCCAAGCUUGUGUAUAUGGUUGGCAUAUCUCCUUCCCGCACAUAGUAUGGCUGGACUGUACACCUACUCAACAAGCAGUGACACUGGAAUUUAUUUGUACAUGGGAUUCAUGCUCACAUAUCUUACCGUAAUUCAAACUUUGGCAAUCUUCUGUGCCCAUCUGUUUCCAACGAAAAUGUCCGCCACUGUUCUGAAUGUCCUUCUUACACUGGCCCUAACAGCUGUUGGUGGAUAUUCAAUACAUUCGAGGAAUGUUUCAAAAAUGUGGCAUUGGCUGCAGUUAAUUUCACCACAGAAAUGGCUCUUACCGGUUCUGGUGGCCGAUGAAUAUAGCCCUGAGACAUUGACCAAUUCAGCUGGACUUCAGCUUUGCCGAAAUAAACAGGUUCAACAUCAGGAAAUUAUUGUCCAACAACCAUGUCCAACACCAAAUGGAACACAAGUGCUAGUCGAUUUUCAGCUACUACCACAAAAUCACGUUCUUGAUCCAUCGAAUAUGGAAGAAACAACAUUUAUUGCUUUAAUUUUAUCAUCUGUAAUACUCUUCGUGUUUACAUUCAUUAUUUUUAGUGUCAACUGUAGAAGAAUUUUUAAACGUGGACCAAGGAAAACGUAUUGAAAGAGGAGAGGAGACGUUUAUGAUUAAGAACUAAAAACAAAAAAGCAAAUAUUUUUGUAUGAAUAAUUUUUAUAGAAUACUAAUUGUUAGGGCCUACAAAACAUCACAUUAGAAAAUAAAAAUAAAAACAAAAAUAAAUAAAAGAA
Molecule: messenger RNA, 3263 nt
Organism: Eupeodes corollae
Lineage: Eukaryota; Metazoa; Arthropoda; Insecta; Diptera; Syrphidae
Product: ATP-binding cassette sub-family G member 8
Exons: 11
Coding region: 424-3117 (897 amino acids)
Cellular component (GO): plasma membrane
Molecular function (GO): ABC-type transporter activity; ATP hydrolysis activity; ATP binding
Source: RefSeq, a predicted model, not a curated record